Ruditapes philippinarum (Manila clam) is the source of this 1471-nucleotide messenger RNA. RefSeq lists its product as uncharacterized. The transcript is spliced from 4 exons. Gene Ontology annotation, molecular function: calcium ion binding; enzyme regulator activity. The coding region runs from base 55 to 612 and encodes 185 amino acids. The record is from RefSeq and is a predicted model, not a curated record. Lineage: Eukaryota; Metazoa; Mollusca; Bivalvia; Venerida; Veneridae.
UUUGAAACGCGCUGCGCCCUUAUAUGACGUUUUGCAUGACACAAACAUUAGAUUAUGGCAGAUCGUGCUCGAGGUAGAUUUCAUUCUAUGUACUUCAAAUUUCGUGUCCAAAGAACAUUCACUAAGAAGGCAGACACCGAGUGCCUUGCGAAGGAGACUUAUCUUAAAGAGGACCAAAUAAAAGUCAUACUUCAGUCAUUCUCUGCAUUGGAUGAAAAUGGUGACGGCAAGAUAUCUAAACAAGAAAUUGCGAGAGCGUACAAGCUUGCAGGCUUCAAACCAACAAAAACAGAUCUGGAUGAAAUAGUCGUGGAACAUGAUGAAAAUGAUGACGGCUACAUAGAUUUCGCCGAGUUUUUCAAAGCUAUGCGGGUAAAAAUGAUUACUAACGACUUUGAAGAAGAACGGUUGAAAACAGCCUUUCGUGUCCUGGAUACAAACCAAGAUGGUUUCAUCGCACGGGACGAAUUAAGGCACGCAAUUUCCACAAGCGGGGACCCUCUAACGGAAAAAGAAAUAGACAGUCUUAUAAAACGAGCAGACAAAAAUCACGACGGCAAAAUAGAUUUUAAUGAGUAUGUCGAAGCCGGUCUUGACAAGUGCAUAUUCUAAGUGGUGAAAGCUUUUAUAGAAUAGUGGACAUUAGCAUAAUUUAUGUGUCAACAUGCCAUUGUCAACAUCAUGAAUUUGUUAUGCCAUGUAGCCAGAAGAAAAAUAGCGAACUUCGCAAUAAUAGAUAUUUUAUAGACAUACAAUUGCUAAGAAAAUGUGGAUUACAUUUCCCUUUGACAAAAUCUAGAAACAGGUGCACAUUUUUGACAAUGAAAUGUAAGUCGUUCCAACAAGGUGUGUCUCAUGUGUAGUGUAACUCGUGUAAUUUAUAUAUUUCAUUUAAUGAUAUCAACUUGACAUUGAAAAUAAAACAGAAAGUGUGCGCAAGAAUAAACGAGAUAAAACAUUCUUCAAUGAUGGUUCACCCUAAUAACAUGGCGUUAUAAGCAGAAUGUGUAAGAAAGUGAAACGACUGAAUAAAUGACGGGAGCAUGAGUAUGUCAAACGGACUUAGAAUGGAAGUAGUGCUUAUAAAAGGCAAUGAAGAUCCAUUAUAUAACAGUUGAUGAAUCAGCUAUAUCAAAAGGCCUUAUUUUAUGUCUGAAAAUGGUUUUAUUGUAUUCGUUAUCAUUUAAUAAGUUUAUUGCUGUAUUCAUUAGUAAGUUUGUAACUGAAUUCAUGAAAAAUGAAAAACUUUGUCACUUUUAUGAAUUAUAAGUUUCUUAUGUUACCGUAUUUAUAAUUAACAUUAACUUGGUGACUGUAUCCAUUAUUUUUUUGUUAAUGUACUCGUUAAUAAGUUUGUAAUUCUGAAUUAGAUUUAUUAUUUACUUUGUGACUGUAUUCAUAUUUUUGUUAAUGUAUUCAGUAAUAAGUUUGUAGUUUUUGAAUUAGAUUUCAUUAUUCAUUUAUUAACUGC